AUGCUGGCGCGGACCGAUCGGCGAGCAGGGCGGGCAGGACGGGCAGGACGGGCGGACGCCGGGGGCGGCGGCGAGGGGACGGCGGGCGCCCGAGGCGGGGGCGGCGCCGGGGCCGCGGGCGCGGGCGUGUCUCGGCCCCGCGCCGCCGGCCGCGCUGUGCAGUGCGUGUGUCCGCGUCCGUCCGCGAGUGUGCUGCGGGCGGGGGCCGCGCCGGCUGCCGGGGAGAUUGCGGGAGGCGCGGGCGCGCGAUUGGUCCCCGCGGGGUCAUGUGCCCGCCCUCUGACGUCAAUGGCGUCCGCGGCCCGGGCGGGGACUGGAGGCGGGCGCGGCCCGACGGGAGGAGCGGCCCCUGGGGAGGGGGCUGGGGCGAGCGAGCCCCGGCAGGCCCCGCGCCCCGCCCGGAAUGUGGGCAGUGGGCUGGGGCCGCGGGAGGUGGGCGGGGCGCGGGACGUCACGCCGGCCGCGCCCCCGCGGGUGCCCAGGCGGGUGUCAAAGCCCGCGGCCUGGCCCGAUCCCAGGGCGUCCUGCACCCCCCCCACCCCUGGCCGGACUCAAGGGAAAUCAAGUCUGCACGAUGACCGAGGUGCAGCCAAGUGGACACACAUGGGCUGGGCAUUGAACCACUUGGACCCGUGA
Molecule: messenger RNA, 636 nt
Organism: Castor canadensis (American beaver)
Lineage: Eukaryota; Metazoa; Chordata; Mammalia; Rodentia; Castoridae
Source: RefSeq, a predicted model, not a curated record